Stegodyphus dumicola is the source of this 3229-nucleotide messenger RNA. Its product is annotated as small G protein signaling modulator 1-like. Gene Ontology annotation, molecular function: GTPase activator activity. Lineage: Eukaryota; Metazoa; Arthropoda; Arachnida; Araneae; Eresidae. The record is from RefSeq and is a predicted model, not a curated record. Gene Ontology annotation, biological process: activation of GTPase activity.
ACUAUUUGUACUAUAGGAAUUUUUCUUAUUGAGUUUUCUGCCAUUAAAGAUCCAGCAAUAUGAGUCAUUCAGCUUAAAAUUCUCAAAUAAAGAGUACUUCAACCUCGUAUAUCAUCGGGAGCAAGAUCGGGAGUUCUUACGGGUUAAAAUCCUGAAGAUAUUCUGUUUGGCAACAACAGAGUAUUUUAGCACAACCAGACAUAGUUUCUGACAGCCGGUAGUCAAACUUUUUUUUGGUGUAAAUUUAUCAGUCCUUCAUAAUUUCUACAUGGGGGAUCAAAAUGCCUCAGAGAAAGAAUAUAGAGAAAAGUUAUUACGGAUGGUUAAAAAAGAGGUAAAACAAAUUAUGGAAGAAGCAGUAACUAGAAAAUUUGUUCAUGAAGAAAGCAGCAGUAUCACUUCCUUAUGUGCUGCUGUAGAUGCUUGUCUUUCUCAUGGCUUGAAACGUAGAGCAUUAGGUCUAUUCAAGACAAAUUCAACUACGGCUUUGCUUCAGAAACUUUCAAAAAAUUAUGAACCAGCAGCAGAAAUAGCACGUAUGGUUGCAGAAAUUGAAAACAUAGAUCCUAACAAGCGAUCAGCUUCUAGUAGUGACAGCACAAAUAAGAUUCGUUUAAAACCAGAGAAAAGGCAAGCUUCAAGUCCUUCUCUAAAUCCUGCACAACUGAAUCCUCGCUUUCUUUGGAUAAGAUUAGCUUUAUUUGAAAAAAAAUUAGCAAAAAUUGUCGAUCAUCUCGUUCAAAACAGCAACAAAUAUUAUGAAAAGGAAGCUCUAGUUGCAGAUCCCGUGUGUGGUCAAAUUUUAGCUUCCCUCUUAGUUGGUCCAUGUGCUUUGGAUUAUUCAAAAAUGAAAACGCAAGAUCAUUUUUGGACAGAUCCUCCUGCCGAUGAGCUUGUUCAGCGUCACAGGCUUUCUACUGUUCCUGUUUUGAAUGGAUCUGCAACUCCUCCAUCAGCACGUCGACCUGGACUUCAGUAUAAAAGAGAUACUAGAAUAUCUGCCAGUACUGAAGAAGGUUGCCGAGUUAUUCCACGAGAUUAUGUUGAAUCUCUGCAUCAGAAUUCUAAAUCAACCUUGCUUUAUGGAAAAAAUAACGUCUUAGUGCAGCCAAAAGAACAUUUAGAAGCUAUGCCAGGAUAUUUGUCUCUUCAUCAAAAUCCCGAAGGCUUAAUUAUUAAAUGGACCCCUAACCAGUUGAUGAAUGGGUGUUAUGGUAUAAGUGAUGCAUCAUCAGAUUCACUUACCAGCCAAGAUAAAAGUAUAUAUUGGGAGUAUGCAAUGAGUGUCAAUGUUGAUGAUAUUGUAUACCUACACUGUCACCAGAAUGCUGAUACAGGUGGCACAAUAGUCUUAGUAGGACAAGAUGGGGUUCAACAACCUCCAAUACAUUUUCCAAAAGGAGGGCAUUUGUUAGCUUUUUUGUCGUGCUUGGAAAAUGGCCUUCUUCCUCAUGGACAAAUGGAUCCUCCAUUUUGGUCCCAGCGUGGAAGGGGAAAAGUAUUUCCAAAACUGCGCAGGAAAGGGCGAGGUUCACUCAAAAAACAUUGCAAAGAAUCUGAGAGUAACUUGGAAGAGGAUAUUGGAGCUUCAGAUUAUGUAUUCAGAAUAAUUGUCUCUCUGAAGCCAGAUUCUAUAUCUCAAGAAAUGUUGGAUCCAAAAAUUACACAUGAUUCUAUUUCAUGGCAAACUAAAGAUACUACCUGUGCUAGUGCCAAAAAUUUAAUUCAUCAUUCUUCUUCUUCUACAACAUCUACUUCAAGUUCUCGAUCACUAACAGAAGAAAAUAGUAUUGACAUAGGAAAACAAAUUUGUUCUGAAUUUAAAGAUCAUGGGCCUCCUGCUGGACAAUCAAUUCAAAUAUUGUGUGACACAAUGAGAAAACAGAUCAUAUCUAGAGCAUUUUAUGGAUGGUUGGCUCACUGUCGUCACUUACGGACAGUGCGUACUCAUCUGGCUGGCUUGGUGAAUCCAGUUAUCGUCAGCGAAACAGAACCAACUGAUGCAUCUCAAGGACUUACUGAAAAAAUUUGGCAUCAAAUGCAUAACGAUUCAAGAGUAACAGAUUCGGCUGAAGUUUAUAGGCUCACUUAUUUUGGUGGAGUUGAUCCCGCCAUUCGAAAAGAGGUGUGGCCAUAUUUGUUAGGCCAUUAUGAGUUUGGAAGCUCUCAAGAUGAGCGAGAAAAACACAAUACAGAUAUACAAACCAGCUACGAAACAACUAUGUCAGAAUGGUUGGCAGUUGAAGCUAUAGUUAGACAAAGGGACAAAGAAAUAAUGGCUGCAAAUUUAGCCAAAUUAUCAUCCGAGAGUACCAACAGUGAAAUACCAUUAGUUGGUCCCAAAGAUGCAAAUUUAAGCAAUGAAGUUUUUGAAGAUCUCAGUAGUGGAGAAUAUUAUGAUCAUCCUGAUGAAGAAGAUAUUCCUGAAGUUCCAGAAGAAGAAGAUACUGCAACUGAUAAGAAAGAUGAGGUAAAAGUAGCAGAUGAUUCUUCCAUAAUUGAGAAUACUGAGAGUAAUGUUGACCAAAAGGGAGAUGAAGAAGAUUCUGAAAAUAUAAGUCAAAAGAAUGGAGAAAAGCAAAGGGCAAGGUUACGUCAUAUGCAAGCCAUUGAAAGCCAAAGCAUCAUCAUCACAAAUCCUUCUGUUGAUGUUGGAAAUCCUGUUUCUCCUUCACAAGUGCAUACUGCUUUGGAAAAUCCAGAUGGAAAUGUAAACAGCAAUCCUUGUGAGACUCUCCUAGAAGAAAAAAUGGAGGAAAGUGCAGUUCCUAAAGAAACUGGGGGAAGCUCGCAAUUGCAAGAAGUUGAAGGAAGCUCACAACAGCAAGAAACAGAAGGAAAUUCACAAUUACAGACAGAUCCACAUUCAUGCUGCAUAUCACCAGCAUCAUCAAGUGGUGGAGUUUACUCAAAUGAGCUACUGGACUUAUUUUCUUUAAAUCUGCAUCGAAUUGACAAAGAUGUUCAGCGUUGUGAUCGAAACUACUGGUACUUUACUGGAAAUAAUUUGGAGAAACUCAGAAAUGUUAUGUGCACGUAUGUUUGGGAACAUUUAGAAAUUGGCUAUGUUCAAGGAAUGUGUGACCUGGUUGCCCCACUGCUUGUUAUUUAUGAUGAUGAGGUUUUGUCUUACAGUUGUUUUUGCGAAUUGAUGAAAAGAAUGGUAGCUAAUUUUCCUCAUGGUGGAGCUAUGGAUGCCCAUUUUGCAAAUAUGAGAUCUCUUAUUCAG